Molecule: messenger RNA, 1164 nt
Organism: Aspergillus mulundensis
Lineage: Eukaryota; Fungi; Ascomycota; Eurotiomycetes; Eurotiales; Aspergillaceae
Exons: 1
Coding region: 1-1164 (387 amino acids)
Source: RefSeq, a predicted model, not a curated record
AUGGCCACGAAACUCACUCUCCCCCUGCUCAGUCUCUUAGUCUUCUACACCAUCUUCUAUACCUUUGAGAUCAAUGGCGCCAGCAAGCUGGUGAAAGAGACCGUUGCGACCGGAAAGCUCCCUGCUAGCGAUGCAUCUCUGCGCCAGACCUACACGGGAAUCGCGCCUCUUGAUCGUCUUCUUACAAUCCUGGUCAUCUUCUUCUGGCCUCUCACCGAUGGGAGCAAUCUCUCUCUGGUGAUUCAUUCGAUUGGCUUUUCAGGGACAUUCGGUUCGGCCUGGGUCCUUAUAACUCUAGAAUCAUGGAGGAGAGGAAACGCCUGGAAACUUGUGGCAUUUCCGAUGGUGUUCGGCUUGGUCGCACAAGCGAUGACAAUUGCUUUUGCUGCCCCUCUCUAUUUCGCAGUCCAGCUGUUCAGCUCGGCCACGGCGGUCAUACCAACAGCAGAGAACGUCCGCGUGCCAAGGGCAGUUCUCAAGGCCAUUCCGUUGGUCUUCGUGGUUGGAUACAUGGUGCCCACUGGCCUCAUGCUUAUCCCAGUGUCCGACAAUGUCACCCCGGACUUGAAGCAAGUUCUCAUUGCCCUGUGGCAGCCGUGGCCUGCUUACGUCUCGAUUCUGCUGACUUUCGCCCACCUCGCGUUCUCACCAUUUACUGCCAAUGAUAGCACCCUUGAGGGCAGUCGUGCGACCCUGCGUUCGCUCCGAUGGGUUUACGCGUUCGCUUUUGCCAACACCGCGCUGACUCAUAUCAUUUCAUGGGUUAUUCCCCUCACGACCGUUGCCGUACCCUGGAUUUUCAAGGAAGAAUUUCUGCAACCACUCCAUCCGCUCGUUGUGUUCGACAUUCCGAAGCCGUGGGGAGCGCCCGUCCUCGUGGAAGAUGUUGGCGCUGGCGUGCAUGCAUUCCUUCGCUGGGACUAUAUCAUUAGCUCGACUGCUACUUUGAUCUGGGCUUUGAGCUUGUACAGAGCUGCUCACCGUGUUGUUUACGGGCGGGUUCGACCGGGAUGCGUUGUAUUGCUUGCCAAGAUAGCUGCGUUGACAGCUUUGACUGGGCCGGUCGGAGCAGCUGUCGAACUACUUUGGGAAAGGGAUGAGCUGGUGUUCAAUGAGCUUGGAGGAUCAAAAAGGACAGCCCCGGCGGAGAAGAAGGUUGCCUAG